UGAUACAACACAAACAAACAUGGGAAUAAUCUUAAUUACAAAAGCAAUGUUCCUAAUUCUCCAGAUUCUUAUAUUCUUAAAUGCCUCACCUUACCUUGUUCAUUGUGCAUUUUCACGACUCCAACUUCCAUUACAAGCCUUUGGCCCUGACUCUUCUGCUUUCGACACAAAAGGUGUCGGACCUUACACCGGUGUUGGAGAUGGCAGAGUAAUGAAAUAUCAAGGUCCAAAUGUUGGCUUCACUGAAUUUGCUAUUACAUCACCGAAUAGGACCAAACAAAUAUGUAAUGGCACAAACGACCCAAUAUCACAAAUUUCUUGUGGAAGACCGUAUGGCCUUGGAUUUUACAACAAAACUGGUGAUCUAUACAUAACUGAUGCAUAUUAUGGCCUGUUGGUGGUUAAACCAAGCGGAGGGCUCGCUACACCACUUGUUACAAGCUUCGAGGGCACGCCUUUUUCCUUUCUCGACUCACUAGACAUCGACCAGGAAGAGGGAGUCAUUUAUUUUAUAGAUUCAGGAGCCAUAUUCCGAACUGGCAACAGAGUACUAAUAGCUUUAAGUGGAGAUACAACAGGGAGAUUGUUCAAGUAUGAUAUAGCAACGAAACAAGUCACGUUAUUACUAAAUAAACUUUCAGGGCCAGCAGGGAUAGCACUCAGCAAAGACAAAUCAUUUUUAUUAGUCUCGGAAGCUAUUGGUAAAAGAAUUCGGAGAUUUUGGCUGAAAGGUGCAAAAGCAAAUUCAUCUGAUGUUUUCGCUAACAUUGAUGGAAAUCCAGAUAACAUUAAGCGGACUGUGUCCGGAGAUUUUUGGGUUGCUGUUGUCACCGUGAAAACAAAGGUGUUGAUCAUUCCCACCAUAAUUUCGACAGGACAAAGGAUAAAUCAGUCAGGAAAAUUAGUGGAAACGCGUGAUUUCACAGCUCAAUAUAUGAGUUUUAAUGGGAUAACUGAAGUUCAAGAAUAUAAUGACAAACUUUAUAUUGGGUCUUUAGACCAGAACUUCAUUGGUGUUGAUGAUGUUUAAUUUGAUGUAUGUCUUCUGUUUUCACUAGAAUAAGCUUUUUAUGAUUCAGGCAGCUUUAUGUAUGUUUACAAGAAUAAGCAUUUUCUACACGAAAAAAAAAUGUUGCUGAUCUAG
This is a messenger RNA of Solanum lycopersicum (tomato), 1144 nucleotides long. Its product is annotated as protein STRICTOSIDINE SYNTHASE-LIKE 10-like. Gene Ontology annotation, biological process: biosynthetic process. The record is from RefSeq and is a predicted model, not a curated record. NCBI's taxonomy places the organism in Eukaryota, Viridiplantae, Streptophyta, Magnoliopsida, Solanales, Solanaceae. Gene Ontology annotation, molecular function: hydrolase activity; strictosidine synthase activity. Gene Ontology annotation, cellular component: endomembrane system.